AUGACCACCGCUCCUUCGACUGCCAUCAGCAGCGCUCUGCUUACCACACUCCUUUUCUCUGUCGGAGCCUCAGCUCUGCCCAACCUAGGAUUGGAUGCCGCUAUCAUCGCUCAAAUGUUUGAAUGGAACUGGAACUCGAUCAAAGCUGAAUGUGUAGCGUUCCUCGGUCCAGCUGGAUACGGCUACGUACAGACGAGUCCUCCCAACGCCCACAUCGUCGGUAAACAGUGGUGGACGGCCUAUCAACCCACCUCAUACGAUCUUGUCUCCAACCGUGGAACGCGAGAAGAGUUCAUCGACAUGGUAAACACCUGCAAGACCGCAGGCGUUCAAGUUAUCGCCGACGCCGUGGUCAACCACAUGUCCGGAGCUUCCGCCGGAACGAGCACUCUGGGAACUAAUUUCACACACUACGACUACCCGGGAACCUACUCGGCAAACGACUUUCACUACUGUGGAUUGACACCAGAUAACAAUAUCGCCGACUACACAAACCGCGAUCAAGUACAAAAGUGCCAGCUUGUCGGUCUCGCAGACCUUGCGACAGAUACGGAUUACGUCCAAGGGCGCCUCGCCGAUUACCUCAAGGACCUGCUCUCUACUGGCGUCACAGGUCUCAGGAUUGACGCAGCAAAGCAUAUUGCCUCCUCCGACAUCACCAAUAUCUUGUCUCGAGUUGGGCCUGUUCCCUAUAUCACUCAAGAGGUGAUCUAUGGCGACAAUGAACCUAUCCAACCUAGCGAAUAUGUCGCCAACGGGGCUGUCCAAGAGUUCCGUUACACUAAUACCUUAAAAUGGGCAUUCACUGAAGGUGGCAUUGACACCCUUCAAGACUUUGGGAAUCGAGGCUGGCUGGACUCCAAGAGUGCCAACGUCUUUGUUGCAAAUCAUGAUACAGAAAGGGAUUCAUCGCUCAAUUACAAGUCUGCAAUGAACACAUACUAUCUUGCUACGAUCUUCUCUCUUGCUCACCCAUAUGGCGCAAAUCCUACCGUUCUGUCGUCCUACUUCUUUGAGGCUAGGGAUGACGGUGCACCAAACAACUGGCAGGGCGCUUGCCAAGGAAUCAGUGGAGACAAGGGAUGGUUAUGCCAACAUCGCUGGCCUGGAAUCUCUGGACUCGUCGGCUUUAGAAAUACUGUCGGCGACUCUGAAAUUACCAAUUGGCAAACAGGUACCCAUCAACAAAUCGCAUUUGGGCGCGGAAAUCUUGGGUUUGUGGCCAUCAACAACGAGAGUGCCCAAUGGUCCGCAGAAUUCACGACGAGUCUUCCCGACGGUAGCUACUGCAAUGUCAACGGCGGUGCUCCUAGAGAUGGCUGUAUGGGAUCCCCUAUCACCAUCUCCGGUGGCAAGUUCACGGCUAACAUUACUCCACGUACGGCCCUCGCUGUGCACGUGGGUGCAAUGGCUCCUGCAGGCCUUGCACAGAGCUUUGCAGUCAACUCGGUGCCAGAGGAUCCCCUUGCUCUCGCCAUGCGCAAUGCCGGUCUCACGUCUCUCAAGACGAAGCGUCAUGCUAAUGGCAUCAGGUCAUUGAAGGAGGCAGGCAAACGUCGUCUCUCAAUCGUCUGA
This is a messenger RNA of Serendipita indica DSM 11827, 1575 nucleotides long. The record is from the annotation of a GenBank genome assembly. NCBI's taxonomy places the organism in Eukaryota, Fungi, Basidiomycota, Agaricomycetes, Sebacinales, Serendipitaceae.